Molecule: messenger RNA, 927 nt
Organism: Musca vetustissima
Lineage: Eukaryota; Metazoa; Arthropoda; Insecta; Diptera; Muscidae
Product: glycerol-3-phosphate phosphatase-like
Exons: 3
Coding region: 1-927 (308 amino acids)
Cellular component (GO): cytoplasm
Molecular function (GO): phosphatase activity
Source: RefSeq, a predicted model, not a curated record
AUGUCAUUUAAACAAAGUGCCACAAAACUAUUGGAACUGGACGAUGACAAGGUGAAGCAAUGGCUAGAAUCAUUCGAUGCGGUUAUAACAGAUUGUGAUGGUGUCCUCUGGGUCUAUGGCGAUGUGAUACCCGGUUCGGUAGAUGUUAUGAAUCGUUUCAAGGAAAUUGGCAAAAAGAUUUUCUUUUGCACCAAUAACUCCACAAAGACCCGCAAGGAACUCCUAACCAAAUCAAAAAAUAUGGGUUUCAAUAUUACCGAAGAUGAAGUAAUCUCCACAGCGAACUCUCUCGCUGCCUAUUUGAAAGCCCGCAAUUUCAAUAAGAAGGCGUAUGUUAUAGGAUCGGAGGGUAUUACCAAAGAAUUAGAUGCUGUCGGCAUUGCACAUAAUAAAGUGGGUCCGGAACAUAUGCCCGGUUCGUUGCUGCAAUAUUUAUCAAAUCAUUUUGAAUUGGAAGAGGAUAUUGGUGCCGUUUUGGUGGGGUUCGAUGAAUAUUUUUCAUUUCCCAAAAUGACAAAGGCCGCUUCAUAUCUCAGUCGACAGGAUUGUCUAUUCAUUGCCACAAAUACUGAUGAACGUUUCCCUAUGCCAAAUAUGGUUGUACCCGGAACGGGUAGUUUUGUAAGGGCUAUUGAGACAUGUGCGGAGCGUAAGGCUACUGUGAUUGGGAAACCCAAUGUGGCAAUGUGCGAACAUCUUAUCAAAGAUGGUACAAUUGUUCCGGAAAGGACUCUUAUGAUUGGUGAUAGAUGCAACACAGACAUAUUAUUGGGUUAUAAUUGCGGUUUCCAAACCCUGCUGGUGGGCAGUGGUAUUCAUCAGCUCAACGAUGUCGAUUCAUGGAAAGCCUCCAGUGAUCCGGAAUUACAUAAACUAAUACCAGAUGUGUAUUUACCCAAAUUGGGAGAUUUAUUAGCCUAUAUGUAA